UGGUGGCCACAAUCGCAUCAUUCUUGCAACGUUAAUGCUCUUCAAACGGACGUUCAUUCGGUACGUUCAGCGCACGUACGCCCCUGUGAAUUGGUGCUUUGGUACCGUCCCCCCUCUGGUACCCUGUACAUACACACUAUACUAUCAGUACUACAAGGUCUCGCAGCAGUCUUUAUUAAAGAUGCUUUGAAGCACAGAAGCCGUGUGCCUGUUGGUUUAAGCGAGCAGCGUAUUUCUCCUUUUCUAAAUUGCAAUGAUUGCGGGCUAAAGACAACUUUGGAUUUCUGCUCAGCAACCACGCAAACCGACUUUAUCGCUGGCUGGUGACACUCGUGAGAUGACGGAGGUGGAGCCGGUUCUGGACUUCGCCUCUUCAGGCCGGUCUGGCCGCCGGAAUGCCCUGCCGGACAUCCUGGGCUCCCCAGCAGGGGUCAGCCCCUCUGACCUGCCUCUCAAACUGGCUGAGCUGUCCCUCACAGAUGGGCCAGACGGGGCCCAGUCCCCCAGCGCGGAGGAAGCGCCGCCCCCCGCGGAGAGCUCAGAGGGGAAGGAGGGGUCGUAAGGGACCGGGGGGGCCUCACGAGGAGGCCCGCGGCAGAGAGAUGGGGGGAGGCUGAAAGAGGGUGAGAGGGAGAGAGAGAAAGGGAGAAGAAGGGACGGACUGUGGAGAGCCAAUCUGUUUAAACGCCGGGCUGCGUUGCUGAAAGCGGACGUCUGGCAGCCACUUCAGACAGUACGGGGCGGACUGACACCAGCGUGGGGGGCUAGACACAGCCAAACCCCAGCCGGGACAGAGGGACUGAGAGAGAUGGAGGCUCUACCUUUCCAAACACCCCACCCCCCAAAAUCAGACGUGGAAGGGGUUGGAGACUGUUUUAGAGACACGAACAUUUUCAUUUUUUUUUUAAAAAGAGUAAAUAAAAUAAUGGAAACCCCAGGAGAUAUGUGGUGGGCAGAUCCAAAAAAAAAAAAAAGACAAUGUUUUUUUGCGCUUUGUUGAGUUUCCCCACUGAACUCCUGUGAAGCUGUUUCUAGCAUUACUUUUUCUAAAUCAAUUUGUCUGUUGUGGAUUUUAUGUGGAAGACCUUUCAAAAGGGUUUUUAACAUUUGUCUUUAACAUUUGUCUAACUGUGGCCCUGCCAAUAUAUUUUUUUUUAUUAUUAAAUAUCGCCUCCGUUUUCUGAAAGAAAACACCAAGAGUAUGCAAGUGUAAGUCUUAAGAAACCAGAUAAUGCAUAACGACCUUUUGACGUUCCUGCAGGGUUGUGGCCGCGUGAUAACGUGACAACAGCGUGGCAGCAACGUUGCGAGAACGUUGUGCGUUACCCUGGAAAUGUAAUGUGUGCGGGGUGCUGACGUGUGUUGUACGAAGGGCUUUAGGCAUCUAGUGUGUGUGGAUAGGGUUUUUUUUUUUUCAAAUAAUGUAGCAGAAUCCUGUCCCCAAGAUCAGCUGAAUUCCCAGGAGGAUAACGAAGUAUGGGACCCCAACCCCACUCCCCCCCCCCCACCUUUAUCUCGGGCUAUUCACAGAACCGGAAUACGCUCGUCGACCAAAAACAGACCACCACUGCCAACCCUGCAAAACACAGCCUCAUAUCUCACCAUCUGCAAGUAGCGUCUUGUUUGUGCAGCAAAGUGCUCUGUUUUCAGUCGUAUGGCUGUUAAGCCGCAGUACAACCAGAACAUCGCUACCACGUACAGAAAAGGCACCUGGCAUCAGCUUUCAAACACGAAAAAAAAAAAAUCCACAUAAAAUGACCUGCUGCUCGGGAGCUAUAGGGCUCUGCAGUCUCUGAGCCUGGCUCUCGGUAAUCAGAUCUCUAAACGAAAUCCUCUCCCAGAAUGGUUUUUUAUCCUUUUUUUUAAUCGCAGCACCAUGUCUGCUGAAACGGGCCCGCUGCCUCAUGGUGACAUCUCCGAGGGUGCCAGGAUAACAGACCGGGGAAAAAAAAAAAAGAAGACGACCGACGUGUCUCUGCCAGGAAAGAAUGUGUCAUCCGCACGGCCGCCAUUCCCGUUUAACAGAUUAUAAUGAGAGUAAUCUGUUUGCACCCAAAACACUUCCGAGAGCCAGAAACGCUGCCGUCAGGCCUACGCGACCAAAGACUGUCUGAUACAGUCCUCUUUCAGGCAGGGGUGAGGAAGAGGAUGUGGCCUGAAAAAUAAAGGCUUUGCACUUUUAUAUGAGGGUAAAAUUUGUUCUCCAAAAAAAAUGAAACCCAAUCAAAGCAUUGAUAAUAGAUAAAUGAGUGUUUUUGACGGGGAAAUGCCAUCUUGUUUGCUUGUUUGAGACAGCACCACAGUCUAACAGGACCAUGGUACACCAUCAGUGUUCAGAAGAGGGUGAGGAAGGAAAGUAUCCAUUCAGCAGCAAAUGUGUAAUGAAAUAACAGCUUGGAAUUGCUUAAUAAAAAAAUAUAACAAAUUA
Megalops cyprinoides (Indo-Pacific tarpon) is the source of this 2428-nucleotide messenger RNA. Its product is annotated as cAMP-dependent protein kinase inhibitor beta-like. The transcript has 3 exons. The record is from RefSeq and is a predicted model, not a curated record. Gene Ontology annotation, biological process: negative regulation of cAMP-dependent protein kinase activity. The coding region runs from base 338 to 562 and encodes 74 amino acids. NCBI's taxonomy places the organism in Eukaryota, Metazoa, Chordata, Actinopteri, Elopiformes, Megalopidae. Gene Ontology annotation, cellular component: cytoplasm; nucleus. Gene Ontology annotation, molecular function: cAMP-dependent protein kinase inhibitor activity.